AUGUUUUCGAGACUUCAAAAAUUGUUUCGUUCGGUGGAGAAUAAAGGGGAUCUCUUAUCCCACAAUAGCGUUUGUGAGGAGAACAGUCUCACAACUGUCUCGGCGUCAGACUCCUCUAGCGAGCAGAAUGUCGAAAUAGAAGAUAAAUCGACGCCGUCAGUGCAGACAUCUUUAGAGCCAAUUGACGAAGGUCACGCUGCACAAUGUUCAUGCCCUAACUGCGUUGAAGUUCUAUCUAGAUUCUCAGAAUGCAAUAUUUGCAUGGAACCCUUACAGUGUCGCGGUCCUUGCGUUUGCCCAUCGUGCGGCAGUGUAUGGUGUACGAAGUGUUCCCGUCGCAUGUAUCAAUGUGCAUGGUGCCGUCUUUUAUUCCUAAAACCGGUUACACGGUGCCUAGCACUACAGCGGCUGAUCAACGAUCUCAUGCUGCCAUGUUGUAAUUACAGCCGAGGCUGCACAGACCUGCUCACAGCUACGACCAGACAGAAACACGAGGAGGAUUGUAAAUUCGGUGAUAUGAUGUGUCCUGUAACAGAAAAUUGCUGUACUAUUCCGUUCGAAGAGUUAUCAGUACAUAUUCAGUCAACACAUGGCAUAACUGCCAUGUACUCUCAGGAAAUAAAACUUCUACUAAAAAACUCCUAUAUACCCGAUAUCAAGGAACCUGCUAGCCGUAGAACUAAAUACAGGUACAUAAUUCUCCUUGACGAAAGCGCUUUUGUCAUCAAACUCAGCAUUUGCAGCUAUCAUUUCCGAGUGGAUGUGAUGAGAAGAAGACUACGACAUACAACAGAUCCAAAAUCGGAAUCGAAUAGAAGUGGAUACUGCGCACUAAUAGAAUUCCAUACCCAGUCCACCGUCGUUAAGAGAAUUAAAUUUAUAGAUAAUAACACGUAUGGUAGGAAAGGCAGUGCGCAGUGGACCUAUAUUCCAAUGGAAUUAGAAAAGGAAGACACUAUAGAAAUCUGUGUAAAUAUCACAAAGUCCGAUACAGAAUAUUCCUGAAGUAAUUAUGCCGGAUCAUAAGAUGUUUUAUGAUAUUUUAGAAGCUGUCGAAAGAAAUUGUGAUCUUAAUUGUGAUGAUAAGACUGAAUUUACAAAGACAACUAGUACUGUCUGAUAAUCAUGAGAGAUCUUUUCAUUUGCAGUGGUAUGUUGUGACUGAUGUAGUUUUAAGUAAUACCUAAUUUACAUUUAAGCAUUUCACUGGAAGAACAAAUAUAAGUUGUAAUAUUUUUU
Molecule: messenger RNA, 1239 nt
Organism: Galleria mellonella (greater wax moth)
Lineage: Eukaryota; Metazoa; Arthropoda; Insecta; Lepidoptera; Pyralidae
Exons: 5
Coding region: 1-1005 (334 amino acids)
Cellular component (GO): cytoplasm
Molecular function (GO): ubiquitin protein ligase activity; zinc ion binding
Source: RefSeq, a predicted model, not a curated record